Messenger RNA from Enterobius vermicularis (human pinworm), 384 nucleotides. Lineage: Eukaryota; Metazoa; Nematoda; Chromadorea; Rhabditida; Oxyuridae. The record is from the annotation of a GenBank genome assembly.
AUGUCUCGUGUAGCCGGUGAAUCGGAUCCGGUCCGUUUUCCAUGUGGAGGUGUCGUAACAAAUUGGAUUCAUCAGUACGAGUCAGGGAUUGAUGUUGGUGUUGCUCCUGAGUUGAGAGUGUAUUUUUGUUACGACAAACGGUUAUGUUGUUGUGUGGUGCAAAUUUCAAACGAGUUAGUUUUGGCUGAACUCGCUCCAUUUGACUGUCCGGCCGCUUGCCGCCACACUGCUAAAGCGAGAGCACUAAGAUAUCGCUCAGGGACCCGUCCUGAGAACCGAAUAAGUCGUUUUCGUAACCCUGGCAGUUUCGGGACUUACGGGGUUUUAACCGUGAUGUUUGAAAAGUUAGGAAAGCAGUCCAUAUUUCGAAUAGGUGCAGAAUGA